Molecule: messenger RNA, 8369 nt
Organism: Caenorhabditis auriculariae
Lineage: Eukaryota; Metazoa; Nematoda; Chromadorea; Rhabditida; Rhabditidae
Source: the annotation of a GenBank genome assembly
AUGGACUUUAUUAGGUAUCUAAUACCAAAGCGAAAAAGUAGUGCGUUAGUUUUGACAGCUGUAUUUUUGUUUUUCUUUGCCAUUUAUCAAUUUUUCAAUGAUGCUCCUACGAUCGGUAUAGGAAACCGCUUGAAGUUCCCCGAUAUUGGUAAUUUUUAUUUUUGAUUUUGGUUGAAAAAUGCGUUAGUUUUGUAGAAAAGGUAGCAGAACGGAUCGUGAAAAGAGAUUAUCCCGAUGACGGGGAUGUAGUAUUGCAUGUGCGGCCUGACUAUUCCAUCAAAAGAGACGGUCCUGGCGAAGAUGGGAAGCCAGUUGUUCUGAAAGGAGAGGAAAGAGCCCUAGGCGAUGAGGACAUGAAGAAUUGGUUCAUGAAUGUUCAUGCUAGGUACUUUGAACGAGAAAAAUCAAAAUAAACUUGACGUUUUAUAGCGAUAAAAUAUCUCUCGAUCGAAACGUCCCUGACGCUCGGCGGAAAGAAUGCAAGGAUGUCAAAUACGACCUGGAAAAGCUCCCCAAUGUAAGUUAUUCCGAGAUGAAUGACCUAAAAAGCUUUUUUUAGGCUUCUGUGGUUAUAAUCUUCACUGACGAGGCCUGGACGCCUCUUCUUCGAACAGUUCAUUCGGUUGUCAACAGAAGUCCUCCGGAAAUUCUUCACGAGGUCAUUUUGUUGGAUGACAAUAGCCAGAGAGGUUUGGUGUCCACGAAAAAUGGUUUUCUGUUGUUUUUGUUCAAAAAUCCGUUUGCAAAAAUGCAUUUAACGCCAAAUAAAGUUCAAAAUAGCUUUUUCUCUAUACAUGCUUAACUUACGACUUUUUAUGGUAUUUCAAAAUUCAGCAAAGGUUUUCGCACAUAAUCUGAACCCCUAAACCAGUGAAAUCACUUGAAAGAAACUUUAUUUUUCAUUUUUUUUUUUAAUUUGACGGACGUUUUCUUUAUAUUUCCUUUAUAUGUGAAUCAUUAGACUUUAUAAAAAACAGGAACUUUCCUGGGAAAAAAAGCUUAUUAAAACGCCCGUUUUUUUCGUGAAACCCUAUGAAGUGGACGAAUAUUACAGAAGAGCUCAAAGAGAAGCUGGACCACCACAUCAAACGGUUCAACGGAGUCGUAAAAAUCGUGAGAAAAAAACCGUCCGUCAUGGUCUGAUUCGAGCCAAACUUGCAGGUUUCUUUUUUUGAUGUUUUUUUAUAAAUUUAUUGAGAAUGUUUUAUUUUUUUCAUAUAUUUCCCGGGAUUUCCGUGGUUUAAUUGAUUUUUUUGAGGGUAGGAUUGUGAGAUAUUCCAUUUCUCGGAGGAAAACUAUCAUUUUUUGCUGGUUUAUUAAAAAUACAUGUUAUCUUUUCUUUUUUAUUCUGUUUGUAUUAUUUUUUUUCCCUGUUCAGAAAUCCUUGCGGAGGUGUAUAAAGACGCAUAUUUUUUAUUGCAAAACUAAUGAUCCUUCAAAUCCAUCUAGAAAAAGCUUCAAAACUCAAACGAAUUAUUAAUAUAUUUAGUUAAUUUUUUUCUUGAUUUAAAAAUAAAAAAAUGUAGAGAUUUACUGAAGUACCUAAAAAAUACCCCGCCUCGCAUAGGUGAAACCGAAAAGUCACUUUGAGGGCCCUUAGAAGAAGCUGAAAAGGUAUCUUAAAAAUCUCCCAAAGUGAUGAGAAAAAUCCUUUUCUCAGCCUCAUAGGUUCUUCUUGAAACCCCUGGAAAUUUUUGGUUCAUUUUUUGUUUGAAAAAGUACCUUUUUCGUUUUUCCCAAGGGUGCUAAAGGGAUCCAAAGUGUAAAGGCCAAGAAAAUUGACUUUUUGUGAAAGAAGUUGAAAAACGGGCAGAAGCCUCUGGAAAAAGGCCUCGCAGGCCCCUUUUUUCUUGACUUUUUUAAAAAGAAGCGGGAAACCGAGAUUCUCAGAAACUUCUGCCAUCUUUUUAGGAACUCAAAAGAGAGCUCUAGGACUAUUUUAUAAAGGCCUUUUUGACUUUGCCCAUGAAGGAAGAUUUUCAGGCGCCCGUGAGGCGACUGGCCAAGUUGUUGUAUUUCUCGAUUCUCAUUGUGAAGCCAAUCAUGGAUGGUACGUUUUUCUUCUCGAAAUUUGGCCUGUUUUUCUCAAUUCGUUGAAUAAAAAUUCGGUUUUUCAGGCUCGAACCAUUGGUCCAAAGAAUCCAGGAGAAAAGAACGGCGAUAAUUUGUCCGAUAAUCGAUUCGAUUUCCGCCGGAACGAUGGCUUAUCACGGAGAUCCGUUUGCGACCGCCGUUGGAGGUGUGAUUUUUGAAGAGUAAAAUCGAAAAUUUGAUUUAAAAAAAAACCAUCCGAUUAGGCCUGAAAUGAGGAAAAAACUUCAUUAUUAAGUUAUUUUUUUUUCAAAAAGGUCAAAUUGACCAAAAUUUCAGAGUUUCUAGUGUAGAAAGUUGUAUAGUCGAUUCACAGCUAGCUAAGUAGCCUGUCUGCGCUCUCUACCAGCCAGGCACUAUCUCUUCUCUUUUUCGUGUCAGGACCCUUUUUUCAAUGACUCAAGCCAACCAUGAACACUGCAGAUAUAUUUUAUAUCAUGUUCUAAAUCCUCCUAAAAUCUCACAUGACCCGAAAAACAACGAUAACGCCUUUUCGCCUCGAGACCUUUAUAAAACUCCCUAUGCUCCUUUGAACUGCCUAUUUUGCGAAACAUUUGAAUUUUUUUAUUGUCUGUCCAAAUUGUACAGAAGAACAAAUAAGAAGCUUCCAAAUAUGAUAGCAUGUUUUUGCCUCUUUUCAUGCUAUUUGUUUAUUUGAAGUGUUUGAACAAUGCCUCAAAACGGAAAAUUUGAGCGAUUUUAGGAAAUUUCAUAACUGACAGUAGUAUUAUCUAACAUGAAGGAAAGGAAUUUGUGUUUGAACAAAAAAAUUUCCAAAUAAAAAGAAGAAAAUAACAUUUAUUCGUUUCUUUUUGAAAAUACUUGUUGCUGUUUUUUUAACGGAAAAAAACCUUCCAGAAAGUAUUUUUUUAAAAAAACUUUCAAAAAUUAAUUUUUAGGCUUUUUCCUGGGCUCUACACUUUACUUGGGAGCCAAUGUCGAAAAGCUGAAAGAGAACGAAGAAAAUCGGAGACCGAAGCGAUUCGGUUAGUUUUUUUAAAGUUUUAUUUGCUUCAAAUAUUUGAAAAUUCAAAAAAAUUUCGAAACUUCAUUCUUAACAAAAGCUGCAUUUGUCAAUAGUCAUUCAACAUAGUAGUUCGAGAAUUUUUUCUUGAGUGGCAGAAAAGAUUUCUCAAAAAUUUCCUCUGAAGAAUUUCUCCUUCCCCGAACUGAUACGUUUCAGUGAACUUUUUUAUUUGAAUAAAUGCUUUUAGUUCGUUUUCACUGUUUUUAUUGCUGCAUUAUAUUUUUCUCGCUUUGGAAUCUGAAGGUUAUAUGCGCGAAGCGGUCGCGAUGCGUUUUUGCGCCAAUUUGAAAUUUAUCACCUUAUUGAAGUUUUCCGUGGUAAUCAUCGUUUUAUUUAAAGUCCAAAAACAACUUAUUUCAAAUUUAUCUGAUAUAAAUAGUUCGUUUCUUUACAGGCAAAGUCUAGAAAGACUCCAUAGAAAUAUUCCUUUUAGGGUAAUGAAGGCUCCCUUCUUGCUGUCUUUUUGCGCCAUUUUCCCAGCCCUUAUGUACCAUUUUUGCUGCCUCUCCCUUUCUCCGCCAUUUCUCGAGCCUUUAAAAUCCCAGAAAAAUGGAAGGCUCCAUAAAGGGACUCUUUUUGCUGCCUUUUUGCUCCCUUUUCGCCGCCUUUCUGCGGCCUUUUUCGAGCCCCUCCCUCUUAACGGCCAUUAUCCAUCAUUCCGAUUUUUCCCUAGUUCAACAAUAAACUUGAGAAAAGUCUGAAAUGGCGACAAUUUUUUUGAAUUGGUGCCAAAAACGCAUCGCAACCGCUUCGCGCAUGGACCAAACGCCGCAGUUUCAAAACCGAGAAAAAAAUGAAACUUAAAUGAAAAAUGGUUCCAUUUUUUUAUUAAUAAUAAUUUAUUAGUUAUUUCAGUUUUAUAUUUUUUUCGGUUAUCCCCGAGAUCAAAAUGUAGAAAUUAUCCCUACUUCAGAUCUCCCACAAUGGCCGGCGGUCUUCUGGCGGCCGACCGAGAAUAUUUUUUCGAAGUCGGCGGAUAUGACGAGGAGAUGGACAUUUGGGGCGGCGAGAACUUGGAAAUUUCAUUCAGAGUAAGAUUCUUUGAAUAAAAUGCGAGUUUCAAUUGAAACGUUUUAGACAUGGAUGUGUGGCGGAUCGAUCGAAUUCGUCCCCUGUUCCCACGUCGGACACAUUUUCCGAGCUGGCCAUCCGUAUAAUAUGACUGGUGCGAUCAUUUUCUUUUUUUUUUAUUAAAUCAAACAUGAAAUAACGAGAUAUCGGAUGCAAAAAAAUAUUCAAUUAGGAAAAUAGUUAAAUGGACUCGAAAAAGACGGAAAUUGAAAAAAAAAUUUUUUUGUAAGAAAUCUCAGUUUUUUUAAAAUUUUUCUUUACAAUCUUCACUUUAAUAAGAUUCCAUAUGCAAAAAUUCUUCUUUAAUUAAAUUAAAUUAGAACUUUAAGUGAAGAAGCUUCAAGAAAUUUCUGUUCAAAACGUCAAUAUUCGAUAAAUCUUCUCUUUUUAAUGGUAUCACGUUUAUUGAGUUUUUUGAAUUUCGUAGGUAGUUUGGAUUAUUUCAAUUCUAAGUUAGAAAAUGAAAUACUUAGUUUCAGUAUGGCUGAACCCCUUUUGAAGAUUUUUUCCUUGAAAUCGAAAGAAUUUUAGGACGAAACAAAAUUGUGUUUUAGGUCGAUUUCUGAUUGAGACUGGGCUCACUAGGCGCAGAUAGAUUUUUUAUUUUCAAAAAUACCGUUCAGAUUCAUUUUUUUAGGUCGUAACAAUAAUAAGGACGUCCACGGAACGAAUUCCAAGCGAUUGGCUGAAGUUUGGAUGGAUGAAUAUAAACGAUUGUAUUACAUGCAUCGACAAGAUCUCAAGGUGAAUUCAUCAACCGGAUUUUUUUGGUCGCAUUUGGAAUGGCUGCCUUUCAAAAUUCAAUCUUUCAAAUUUAUGAUCUUGAGCGUGACGCGCCCUGGAGUCGGGCGCAACUUUUGAGCCAUUGGUUCUACUUAAAUAUCCGGUCUUUAAUUUCCUAGGGGUGCUGUAUGUGAAAUUCCGCAAUUUUGAGUGGUUCACUUUGUGUGUUUGCACUUUUUUGCGACUUGUCCGCUUUUUUAAUUUCUUUUUCUCUUCUUCUCAAUCUUUUUUAAAAUAUAUUAUAAAGGAGUUUUGGACAUUUAGACUUUUUCCUGCAGUUAUAAUUUAUUGCAUUAAAGUUUAAAACGAAAAUGGACCACGGCGAAUAGUGCAAACACAAGGUGACAACUCAGAAAAGUCCCAUACAGUAACCUUCAAAAUAGAAAAAUCAUGUCGCAACACAAAUUUUUCAAAAGAAUAUAGCAAUGUUGCGCCUGCGCAUGAAGCAACUUGCGCUCAGGAUCAUGAAUUCCACCUUCAAAAAUUUAAUUUUGAACUGCUCGCUCUUGCUUUAGCUGUUGACCAAGCCAUUCCAAGCGCGACCAAAAGUUCUCCCAAUCAACUUUAAUCUGUUUUCUUAUCUGUUCGCAUUUUCAAGGACAAAGACGUCGGUGACCUGACUCCCAGGAGGAAAUUAAGAGAACGACUUCAGUGCAAACCCUUCAAAUGGUUGGUGGCCAUCAAGGACAUUCCAACCCAAAUUAACCUACUUUUUUUCUAGGUACUUGGACAAUGUAAUUCCCGGCAAGUUUGUGAUGGAUGAGGAUGUUCUUGCUUAUGGAACGGUUGGUGGUUUUUAAUUGGUCUGAAGAGAAAUAAGGGCAGAUUUUCCUAAAUGGCUUGUUCAUCGAACAACAUGAAAAUUGUUCCGAAACACAUAAAACUGCUCCAAAACAAAAAAUAGUACGGUUUUGAAGAAAUUUUGAUACGCUGAUAAACAUUUUUUGCGUUUUUUCUUUCAAAUUCUGGGAGAAAUCUAACUUCUAAAUUAUCGUAAUAGAAGUUUCAUUGUGAUGUCAUUUUGGUGUUCCUGAAAAUUUUUUUGACGAAAAACAGGAAUCUCAGGUUUUUUUAACUGGAAAAAAAUGUUACGAAUAUUGGAUUGAUAGUUAUUUCUGUUGAGAAAAAAAGAAGAAUUUCAAAGUACAGAACAAAAAUCCAUAAAGAAAACCCAUGAUUUUUUUGAAUUUUAUUUUUUUGAAUGGCUUUUUUUAUUCUCAUUUUUUAAAGAUUGCAUUGGAUAAACUAUUCGAUAAUUGUUAAUUUUUUUCCAUUGAAAUCAAAUUUUUUUGUUUCGAAGUUUUUUUAGAAGGUGAUUUUUUUCUCAAAAGUUCUAUCAUUCAUGAAAUUUGAAGAAUUUGAUGCCUUUUAGAUUUUUUCAGAAUUUUUUUGGCGAAUUUUUCUUUAUAGAGCUUCAAAUUUCAGAAAAAGAGAAUCACAAGCAGUUUUUCUAAAAAGGAUACCUUUUUCCGAGGGAAAUUAUUAACUCAGUCUAAACCCAAAUAGCGCAGAACAAGUAUGAGCCUAAAUACUAUCAUUUUCUUUGAGCCAGACUUUUUUUCAGCUCCACACGACGGUCAACUCGUACCGCAUGUGCACGGAUACAUUGCAGAGAGAUGAGAAAAUGGCCCAAUUGUUGGGAGUUUUCCCUUGUCAGGGCAAAGGAAGCUCUCCGCAGGUCGGAUAUUUCAAUUAUUUGGUUGACUGAAAAUAUUUUCGUUGCAAAACUUUUAUCUUCCUUUUUUGAAAAAUUGGAUAUCUUCAAAGUUUUCUUUGAGAACGUAAUCCAAUUUAUAAUGUCAUUAAUGAAAAUUGCGAACAAUAAGGCCCGUUUCUAACCGGAAUCUAAUCUCAUAACUAACUAACUAAUUCUAAAGAGGGUUUUUAAUGUUUAAAAUUGAAACCAUGUAAAAAUGGACGUUGGAUUCAUCUUUUGAUUUUGCCGUGACCAAAAUAAUUUCCGGGAAACUCAAUUUUUCUCGAUCUCUCCAAAGUUUGAUUAUCUUUUUCACCUUCUGAAGGUUAUUUUGAACUUCGAGGAAUUUCUGUAUUUUGUUCAAAAGUAAGGGUUUGAGAAGAAAAUUCAACUUAGGCAUGGAAAUUGGAUAAUACCUCUUUUCAUAUAUAAAUUUUGGCCAUGUUUUCGGAAUUUUGAAAGGAAAAGCUCAUUUAUAACAGCUCUCAGGCUGGCUAGGUGUCUAAACGGGUGUAUUAAACUCUUUUUUUUGAGGUUUUUUGAGUUUAUGUUGUGCUAAAAAGGAGAAAUACGGGACCAAGCUGCGUUUAUUUCGAAAAUCUGGGACCGAACUGUGCUGAAAAUUCUUGUUUCAUCUGGCUUUUUUGUUUGUCAUAAUUUGCGUACUCUGCGGACUUUGAAGCUCCAUAACUCGGAAACAGGAUCUAUUGCGAGGAAUUUUUUUCUUUUUCUGUAAUCAGGAGGUCUUAAAGUAUCCUUCAGCAAAAUUUCAUCAAAAGUUCAACCAGGGGGUAAAGAACGUUCCCUAGUCAGCAGGAGAGCGAAUUCUAAUCUUUAAUUUCGAGAGAAAAAUCGACCUUUUCUUCCAGCUGAUGUCACUGUCGAAAGCGGGUCAUUUGCGGCGGGAAACCAACUGCGCAAUUAUCGACGGCGAUAAAAAGCACGUUCGGAUGAUCAGUUGCAGUGAUGGCCUCGACAAAUGGACCUACGAGGUGGGAAAUAUUCGAAAAAGGGAUAUUUUUUGAUUUUCCCUUAGUUUUCUUAAAUUCCUUUUUUUCUAGAUUUUUAGGUCAUUAGAAAACGAAUGGUUCAGGAAUUUUUCUCAAAAGCUACAAAAAGACGGUGUACUUCGCUUCAAGACCUUUUUUUUGCAGACUUGUAGAAGAAAAGUUUUUUUUCUGCUGUGCUUUGGAAACGUGGAGAAAAUCCCGCAAAGAAUAGUUAUGCACAGGUUGGGCCGGCCCGGGCUCUGGGCAUUGUUUUUUGAGAAGAAACUUGGGCGGGCUUGGGCCAGGCAUCGAAUAAAUCUUCUGAAUUCGAUCAAUUUUUCAAAAUUUUCCAGAAAUUUCACUCUUUUUACGGAUAAAAGCUUAGUUUCUGUUGAAUUUUAAGUGAAAAAAACAGCAGAAAACAAGAAAUUUAGGGUAAAUAAGUCUGAUAUUUGACUUCAAGAAAACCUGCCCUUUUUGGGCGGGGCCUAGUCGGGCUCAAAAAAAGGGUCUGGGUUGACCCGGCCCUCGCGCAAGCCUGACGAUAACCAUAAAUAGAUUACUGUUUUUCCAGAAACGGCAGCUGAUCCACAACCGGACGAAGCAAUGCUUGACGACGGCUUCUCUGAAAGGCGGCGAUGACGUCAUCGUCGUGGAUUGCGAUCCGUCGGACGCCCACCAACUCUGGGAUUUUGACAGCCCUGAUAUUUGA